CACUCACUGAAAUUUACAUCUCACAACCUUACCUUCCCAAACACCAAAAUCCCCUCCCACCCUUAUCUCCACCAUUCCUUUCUCGGCUUUUCAAGUUUGCCCUCUAUCGCUGCCACCACUCCUCCUCCUCCUCUUCCUCUGAUAACUGAUGGUGGGACUCGCUCCUCAAGAGCACAAUCAAGACCUUCGAUUCUUUCUUCAAUCCUUGCCCAAAUGAUCUUCACAAAGACGUUGGAAUUGCCGCCGACGACAAUGAAGAGAAACGACGCAAAGAAGAAGACUGGAAUUGGGAAAGCAUUUCGACGAAAUCGACUCCCAAGAGCAACUUGUCUCUAUCUUGAAGGCUCUGAAAUCUAAACAGACAACAGAAUUUGUAGUAGUUGAUUACUUGACAUGGAAGUAUGCAUAGAUUUCUUGAAUUGGCUCGACCCGGACAUAUCAGUGCAAAUUCUGAUGUAUUUGGAGGACCCAUCUGAUCUUGUCCAUGCUAGUUCUGUGUCACGGUCUUGGCGAGAUUUCGUAAUUGCAAAUGGCCUUUUUAAGCACUUGUGCUUGAGAAUGUUUCCUCAGUUAUCUAGAGUUGCUCGUGUUAUGGAAUUGAACAAAUGUGGAGCAAAAGAGCCUGUAGAAGUUGGCUCUAGCUAUUCAAUGGAAUGGGAAUCUUUGGCAAGGGAUCAUAGGGUCUAUGCUACUUUAGCUCAAGUUUGUACAUCAUUUAUUGUUGAGGAUUGCAUUUCCGAAGCAAUUAGUGCUUCUAGCACUGAUCAUUAUCCAGAUGAAAGUAUUCAUAAUACUCUCCUACCAGCAUAUACAUGGAGAGCUUCAUACUGGUCAAGUAAAGGGCAAAGUAAUCCUGCGGUGCCUGAGACACUAAUAUACAAGCUGAAGUCUGAGUUUUGUGUUAUUACUGAAAUAAAUAUAUGCCCUGGCCAAGAACUUUUAUCGAGUUUGCAUAUAUAUUCUUCCAAUUCUGUUCGAUUUCGAAUGGGUCAUACCAAAGGCCCUAAUGAUUUAGGGAGUCGUCAUCUGGGUGACUCAUUGCCUUGUAAUGCUGAUGACACUUUCAUUUGGACUUAUACUUCACCAGAAUUCCCAAUGGCUCAGGAAGGUUGCUUGCAGAAUUUUAGGCUUCCAGAACCUGUUCUUUGCAUUGGUGGAAUUUUGCAGAUUGAGCUGCUGGGUAGGGUCCAGAGAAAUGAAAUAGAUGGCUUAUUCUAUAUAUGCGUGUCUUAUGUUCAAGUUGUGGGGCGUACCUUAUCUCCAACAUUUUGUGUAGAAAUUCUCGAGCCAUCUGGGACAUUUGUCUUGAAGAAUGACAUGCAGGGCAAGUUUUAUACCCCACCAAGUUUACCCAAGAAUGAGGCCCAUGAAAUCUCUGAUGAUCAAUUGCAAAGAGGUUUCAGAUAUUGGCAACAUUUUGUGAACAGAUUGGAGGGAAACGAAAAUGCAGUAGAAUUCAUUGAAGAAUAUGAAUCUGGUGAAGAGGAAGAUGAAGCAGAGGUAGAAUAUACUCUCUGAAUUUGUUAUAUGUUAUAUCCAAAAAAAUAAAUAAAUAAAACAAAAGAAAACAAAAGCAAAAUCUACUUCCUAUGCAGUCUUUCUAUCUAGUGUUGUAUAGCCUUGAAUAUUGUUUUUCACUGUUGUAGUGGUAUUACUAUUACUAUUACCAGUAUUUUCCAACGAGACUUAGAAAUUUUCAGGUCA
Quercus robur (English oak) is the source of this 1704-nucleotide messenger RNA. Its product is annotated as F-box protein At4g00755-like. NCBI's taxonomy places the organism in Eukaryota, Viridiplantae, Streptophyta, Magnoliopsida, Fagales, Fagaceae. The record is from RefSeq and is a predicted model, not a curated record. The transcript is spliced from 6 exons. Gene Ontology annotation, molecular function: protein binding. The coding region runs from base 394 to 1518 and encodes 374 amino acids.